GUCUGCCAUACAGUACAACCUCAGGCAGCUGGGAGUGCAUGGAUGACGUCUGCAUCCCCUCAAUAAUUUAACAUUUUCCACCUAUUUACUUCGUAAUUUACCAUAAUGGCAGCAUUUGAAGAGAUGGGUGUCUUGCAAGAAAUUGCCGCUGCAGUGGAGGAGAUGGACUGGACAUUACCAACGGAUGUCCAGAAUGAAGCAAUUCCACUUAUUUUGGGUGGUGGAGAUGUUCUAAUGGCAGCUGAGACCGGUAGUGGCAAGACUGGUGCCUUCUGUCUGCCCAUCCUGCAAAUUGUCUGGGAAACACUAAAGGAUAUUCAACAAGGCAAGACUUCUAAGGUCAAUAAAGAAGUCUCUCCUCAUUGGCUGAUGAGUUUCUUUGACCGUGAUGCGGGCAUGGCCGUGACUCCCGAUGGCCUGCGGUGUCAGUCUCGAGACCCUAAAUCCUGGCAGGGUGUACGCUGCACUAAGGCUGUCACUGGAAAGGGGAAAUAUUAUUAUGAAGCACUUGUGUCAGAUGAGGGGUUGUGCCGUGUUGGAUGGGCGACUCCUACGGCUUCACUGGAUCUUGGAACUUGCAAGUCAGGAUUUGGUUAUGGAGGAACUGGAAAGAAAUCUAACUGUAAGCAGUUUGAUGAAUAUGGCGAGUCAUUUGGACUAAAAGAUGUUAUUGGUUGCUAUCUAAACCUGGAUAAUAUGGAAAUUCAUUUUAGUAAAAAUGGCGUUGACUUGGGUAAAGCCUUCACACUCCGAAGUGAAUUCAAGAAUUCUGUCUUCCAUCCAUCACUUGUGUUAAAAAAUGCAGAGAUGUCUUUCAACUUUGGUGCAACCAGUUUCAAACAUCCACCAAAAGCAGGAUACAUUGCAUUAUGUGAGGCCAGCAAAGACUGUGUUGUGAGCUCGGGUGUGAAGGGAAGUGGAGAGAAACCUAAGAUUCAGAACAAUGCUCCCCAAGCUGUGAUAAUUGAGCCCUCAAGAGAACUCGCAGAACAAACCCUAAAGCAAAUAACGUUGUUCCGCAAGCACGUGGAAAACCCAGUGGUUCGUGACCUUCUUGUUGUUGGUGGUAUACCAGUGAAGGAUCAGAUAGCAUCACUCAGUGCAGGUGUGGAUAUUGUGUGUGGCACUCCAGGACGCCUAGAAGAUCUCAUUAACACUGGUCAAUUGUCCCUCCAGGCCUGCAAGUUCUUUGUGCUGGAUGAGGCUGAUGGCCUUCUCAAGCAGGGUCAUGAGCGUCUCAUUAACAACAUCUACAGUGCCAUCCCCAAGAUUACAUCAGAUGGCAAGAGACUCCAGAUGGUCGUUUGUUCUGCCACUUUACAUUCCUUUGAAGUAAAACGUAUGGCUGAGCGCCUGAUGCACUUUCCUACAUGGGUAGAUCUGAAAGGUGAAGAUGCUGUGCCUGAGACUGUCCAUCAUGUUGUGGUAACCAUUGAUCCACGAGUUGAUACUAGCUGGACCACCCUGCGCCGCCAUGUACAGACUGAUGGAGUACAUAUGAAGGAUGGUGUACGACCAGGAAACAAUACACCUGAGACACUAAGUGAGGCACUGAAGCUGCUAAAAGGAGAAUUCUGUAUCAAGGCCAUUGACACACACAACAUGGACCAAGCACUCAUAUUUUGCCGCACAAAAUUGGACUGUGACAACUUAGAGCGAUAUUUCAAUCAGAUUGGUGGUGGAGCCAACAAUAGAGGUAACCCAUAUUCAUGUGUGUGCCUCCAUGGGGACCGCAAGCCAAAUGAACGCAAGGCAAAUCUUCAAAAAUUCAAGGAAGUCGGAGUGAAGUUCCUGAUAUGCACUGACGUGGCUGCUCGUGGAAUUGAUGUUGGAGGUCUGCCUUUCAUCAUCAACGUGACUCUGCCAGAUGAGAAAAGCAACUAUGUUCAUCGUAUUGGUCGUGUAGGUCGAGCAGAGAAAAUGGGUCUGGCUAUCUCCCUUGCUGCUGCUGUGCCUGAGAAGGUGUGGUACCAUGGAGAAUGGUGUUCAACUAGAGGCCGCAACUGUUAUAACACACGACUUACUACAGAAGGUGGUUGUUGUGUGUGGUACAAUGAACCACAGUACUUGGCUGACAUUGAAGAGCACUUGGGUGUUACCAUCCAGCAAGUGGAUAAAGAAAUGAAGGUUCCAGUUGAUGAAUUUGAUGGAAAAGUGACUUAUGGUGAAAAGAGAGCCCAUGCAGGCUCAGGCUAUCAGACACAUGUGGAACAACUUGCCCCAGCAGUACGGGAGUUGGCACAUCUGGAGAGUCAGACACAGAUCGUAUACCUUAAACGACAGUAUGGCAAGGAAUACCCUUGGACACGAUAGGUUAAGAUUUAUAUACAAUUACUCGUUUUCUGUGUUCACUGCAACUGUAUGCUGUACAUUGUGCAUAAAGUUGGCAAGAAUUAGAAAAAUCAGUUAUUUAUUUCAUAUGCUCAUGGAAUAUGGGCUCACAGCAUACAGUAUGCAAAAAAUUUUCCUUUGAUGUAUAACUUAAAGAUAAUGCUGAUGUCUAAAUACAUUGGCUUCAAGCAAAUGUUCAUGGUUUGUUUUGAAAUAGGCUCACAAAGAGAUGUUUUGCAUUUAAAGUUAGCCUCUAAUGAAAAAUUGGGGUUUUGGUCCAGGUAACCCAACAACAUUGUGUAAUGUUAGUAGUGGUUAUUCUGUACUAACAUAUACUAGUACAGUAUAUGAGAAAAUGUAACCAGGAAUGGGGACCUUUAACCAAAAGAUAUGCAGCUGAAACUUUACAUGCAAAUGUUGUAAAACAAUAUAGAUUUUCAUGUUUGAUUAACCAGUGUUAUCAUUAUCAUCAUCAACAUUUUAUGGCCAUUUUCAAUGCUUAUGUGGGUUAGCCACGAUUACCUGAUAGCAGCUUUUCGUUGCAUGGUCUCUUAUAGUCUCUCUUGUCAGAUUCUUAGUUCUAAUGCCAUUUCUUACAACCUCUUCUCAUGUCAUUCUUUGCCUACCCCUGGCUCUCCUCCCCUCCACAUUUAGUCUCAUGCAUGUUUUGACUUAAUUACUCUCAUGUACUCUACCCACAUGCCCAAAUCAUCUCAGCCUACACAGAACUUUGCCAAUACUAUUAAUAUCCAGCCCCCUCUUAACUCUGAACUGGGCCUCCUGUCUUUUAGUGUCACAUUGCACAUCCAUCUCACAAUUCUCAUUUUGGCUUGCUCAAGCCUGCCUAUGCAUCCUCUUUAACUGCUCAUGUCUCACUGCCAUACAACAUCAUACUUCUCAUGUAAGCUACAUACAUUCUUCCUUUCAUGAAAAAGGAAGGACCCCUUACUGUCAGGAAAGGCAGCAGUCACUUCAGAAUCUUGCAACUGAAUUGGCUUCAGAACCCCCCACUGACACUGAUUAUGUUACCCAGGUAGCAUAAUUUAGCAACACAGUCCAGGGAUAUAUCCCUAAUGUUGAGUUUUUCCAGCCUUGUUCAGACCACAUGGUUACCUGCAUGUACAGAAUACGUAUUUAGAAACAUCCUGCAGUCUACCAUCUACUCCACUGCACCUCUUGUGUACCCACCUUCCAUACUUAUUGCACAUAAUUGAUUAACACUUCAAAAUUUAGUAAAGUGAGCUACUCUAAUAAACUCAUUAUCUUAUGAAGUAAGUUAAUCUCUUAUAAAUAUAGUUUAUUACCCUCUGGUAGUCCUUGCAAAGGCAACAAGACCUUUUUGAAAGCUCAAAGCCAUAACAAUAUUGCUAUAUAAGCUGGCAUCUAACAGUUAAUGUUUCUUCUAGUCAUCUAUGUUGGUACAGGUAUCAGGUCUUUGCGGCAGUAAAAUGAGUUUCGUGCAUAUGGUGUUAUCUACAAGUCAACUUUUUAAAGGCACUACAUCUUGAGGAUUGAUGGAGUAUCAUUUUAAUCAACUACAUUUUAUUAUUAUAAUUCCAGCUGAGUGAGAGAAUAUUGUAAUUGUUUAAAUGAGUCACUUAAACACCGCCUUACUAUCAAAGCCAAAGUCAUCCAUGUAUGUUAAAGCUUACACAAAAAAGUAAAACCAGAGCAUUCACAGACUUUAUUAUGACAGUGGUUGAGAUUGCUGGAUGUUUUGAAAUUUCUUCAUUCGGUGUCACUUGAAGGUAAACGAGAGAAAACAACCUUGGAAAGCUAAAAGCCAUAGUGUGUAACAUUUUUAUCCUAAUCUAAAAGCAGUAGGAACAUGUAAUGCAUUAAUGGAAUGUAAACACAUGAUGUAAGACAAUAAGUGUAGAUUGCAGGAGAAACCAAAUUAAUGUAUACACUAUUUAAGUUAGCUAUAGACAAGUAAUUUGCUUUAGAAAUUCUCAAUUAUUUUCUUGGGAGUAAUUUAAAUAUGUAUUUCAAUGUGAUCUGAGUUUAGAAUGAACAUAACCAGAAAAAGGAGGCUUGCUUGAUAGAUGACUUUUGACCUCUUUAUGUUAGUGGCCCAGCUUGGCAUCGAGACAAAUCUGUGAACAGUUGAUUUGGGGAUGGCAGUUAGCAUUUGGUUUUUAAACACCAUGCCAUCAGGUAAUCGUGGCCAACUCUUGCAAACAUGGGAAAUGGCUGUGAAACAAUGGUAAAGGUGCAACUUGAAUUUAUAGUAACAAAAAUAAAUUCUGUCACAGGGAAGAUUGGUUUCUGGAAAUAUAAGAGAAAGCUUUCCAUCAGCUCCAUUUCUUAAGUAAACCAAGAUAUAAUACUGUCCUCCCUAUUAGAAAUAAUACUACUGUAUUCUGAUGUUGGCUGAUUGAUAUAAGUUAUAAAGUGAAUACAGUAGUGUGAUUUUCUUCUCUGAAAAUAAACACACUUCAUUAGUCUUCUCUAAAGGUUUUCAUUGGCUGGGAUAAUUACCCAAAUACAGCUCUUCAUGAAAACACUGUUAUUCUCUUGUACAUAGUGCAUGUUCUAUGAUUUUCAGGGAAUUUUGUCUUGUUUUAGAUUCCAUUGAUAAAGACAUGAAAAAUAUUCAAACAUCUGGCCAUCACCUUAGACAAAAAUGUAUGUGACAGCACUGGUGUUUCACUUUUCUAUGUAAACUUCUACUCUCUAAACAAGAAAAAUAAGUCUUUUCAUUUAAAUGCUCUCCAGGUCACUGUACUUUGAAUACACCAGUGUUAAUAUAUAUUGAGGAUAUAUAUCUUAUUACCUGUAUUUGCUUCAAAGCUGAUUACAAUUUGGCAAAUGUUAUGAGUUUAUCCAUGUGUAUCCAACUCAGGUGUUCUGCUUGAUUGGAAAACAAUAAAAUUAUACAUUAUUA
This is a messenger RNA of Homarus americanus (American lobster), 5218 nucleotides long. It is a transcript of the gene Ddx1, whose product is annotated as ATP-dependent RNA helicase Ddx1-like. Gene Ontology annotation, molecular function: ATP binding; protein binding; nucleic acid binding. The transcript has 15 exons. NCBI's taxonomy places the organism in Eukaryota, Metazoa, Arthropoda, Malacostraca, Decapoda, Nephropidae. The record is from RefSeq and is a predicted model, not a curated record. The coding region runs from base 106 to 2313 and encodes 735 amino acids.